AUGGCGCAAAAUGCAACCUCGGAACCACAAAGCAAAUAUGAUGAAGGCUCAGAGACUUACCUGCCCGUGCAUUCCAAUCCAAAUAAUCCGUGGGGUACGACUUUGGAGGAACCCUGGAUACAGGAGCUAGGGGAGUAUUUCUGUACUCACCAAAGCACACGAUUUACCAAUACGGAUAUGCAAUGGCUUUUCGACAAUCAGCUCUCAUCUGAGGUAGAACAAGAAUGGCCUCCCGAGCAGACCCUCCAUAUCUCUGAAGCAUUGACAAUAGUCACGCCACUCAGAGAUACGGCUACUAUUACUGCAGAAAUUUACAACAUCAACGGCCAGCUGCCACCCAUAUAUAUGCAAGAAUUGCAUUCCAAAAUCUACGUAGCCAAGACAGGCGAAUUCGACCCUCCAAGCUGCGGCUUCCGAGUAUGCAAUGCUCUCACAGACGAACGCCGCAUUGAGCUUCUCAUGGAUUUACGCAAUAUCAUAGAUGUUGAUGUUCGUGAUCCUAUUUUCUCUUUGAAUAGCAUGAAACAAGGGAUACAUCUAUUUUGUCGAAAUGUCAAUAUCGAAUAUGCUUUUAUCCAUCAUGAACUCAUCUGCUCGUCCUCCAAAGAGAAUCUGCAGGCCGUGAUUGAUGUCUUUGGAGAGGAGUCAGGUCCCCAACUAAUCUGGACCAUCAUAACCCUAGGGUGGACGUUGAUGAGAAGCGACAAUAACCACGAGUAUCACAUGUCGUCAAAGAUACAGCGAGCUAUCAGGACUUCCAUCAUCAAUGUACCAUUGCCACCUGUUCGUCCACCGAAAUAUGCUGACUUUUGCCCCAAGCACCCUGGGUUGACGAAUACACCCCCAGUGUGGAUAGUCCAAACCUUGUUCUUAGCUCUUUUAUUCGCCAGAUAUCAGGGAACUCGCGAAGAGUAUGGAUUUGCGUCCAUGUUUCAUGGCGUUUUGAUCGAGGCCAUUCGGCGCAUAGAUUAUAGAUUGAUUCUCCAGACGUUUGCGCUCGAUGUAAAGCAUGCAAUUCUGCAUGGCGGUGAGGUUUCAAUGACGCCUUUUGAAUUGAACUUGAGACUCCCCUUUUCAGAGGAUACGUGGUAUGCCACAUCUGCAACCGAAUGGGCACAGCUUUUCAUGGGUAUCAAAGAAGAGGCUGAGCCAGUAUCAUUCCUGCCAAUGCUGAAGAAGUCGUGGAAUCCUCAUUCGACCAAAAUCUUGAAUGAGACCCUUCCUCGUGGUGCAAGCAUCAUCAUGUAUGGCCUAAUAUCGAUCGCUCGAGAGUUAUCCCAUAGGGAGGACAACAGCCUCUCUAGCCGAUCGAGCAAUAGUCUCAUUUGGCUCGGGCAUAAAGCUAGGCGUUCAUUCGAAAUUUGGGAAGCCUCUUGGAAGAAGGUCCCAGCUCCCCUAGGCCUCAAGAGCUUUGCUUGGCGUGACUGUUUGUGUGUGGUUAGGCUUGCACACACCCUCUACGAAAUCAGUCCCAUGGAUCUUCAGACGGUCGCUGGCAAAGAAGUCAUUGAAGGUAAGAGACGGGGGGCCGCUGAUUAUGCACAGUCCAAGAGGAAGUUGCGCCUAUGGGCGAAGCACGAUCGUGCUUCAUUAGGAGUAUCUUACGCGGCGACUUUGUUACAAGAGCGGCUCAAUGAAGAGUCACCACAGACACACUGCCACCACUGCUUGUGGUGCUUAUAUCUCGCCUGUCUGAUAUGUUGGAAUUUCGGGUUUGCACUCACGAAAACAACAACCUUCUCUAGGGAAUUGGUCCGUGAUGGACAAAUCAUGUCGAUGGACCGGGCCGAGAAGCAAUGCCGAGAGUAUCUCCACGUAGCCACCAACAUGCAUCAGGAGGCUGGCGAACAAAGUAUGGUGAUUCUCAGCAAGCCGUGUGGAAUGCUGAUUGUUGUGAUUGAGUUCCUGAGAGCUCGAUGUGAAGCAGGCAUGAUUGAAGAGAGUAUCGAGUGCUUGAAUCGUCUCGUUGGGACGUCUGGCUCGGAGCAGUGA
This is a messenger RNA of Exophiala bonariae, 1992 nucleotides long. RefSeq lists its product as uncharacterized. Gene Ontology annotation, cellular component: chromatin. Lineage: Eukaryota; Fungi; Ascomycota; Eurotiomycetes; Chaetothyriales; Herpotrichiellaceae. The record is from RefSeq and is a predicted model, not a curated record. The transcript is spliced from 4 exons. Gene Ontology annotation, biological process: regulation of transcription by RNA polymerase II; DNA-templated transcription. Gene Ontology annotation, molecular function: DNA-binding transcription factor activity, RNA polymerase II-specific; RNA polymerase II cis-regulatory region sequence-specific DNA binding; zinc ion binding. Bases 1 to 1992 code for a protein of 663 amino acids.